This is a messenger RNA of Anoplopoma fimbria (sablefish), 4328 nucleotides long. It is a transcript of the gene nktr, whose product is annotated as natural killer cell triggering receptor. NCBI's taxonomy places the organism in Eukaryota, Metazoa, Chordata, Actinopteri, Perciformes, Anoplopomatidae. The transcript has 17 exons. Bases 102 to 4238 code for a protein of 1378 amino acids. Gene Ontology annotation, molecular function: peptidyl-prolyl cis-trans isomerase activity. Gene Ontology annotation, biological process: protein peptidyl-prolyl isomerization; protein folding. Gene Ontology annotation, cellular component: nucleus. The record is from RefSeq and is a predicted model, not a curated record.
GAGCUCCAGCCGCUUCGCUUUAAAGUGAAGCGUAUAGGAAUUGUCGGCUAGCUCAUUGCCUGGCUAGCUACUAUACAGAGGUCACCCGGACUUUGAUCACAAUGGGGGUUAAAGACCGCCCGCAGUGUUACUUUGAUGUGGAGCUCAACCGGGAGCCAGUUGGGCGCAUUGUCUUCCAACUUUUUUCGGAUGUGUGUCCCAAGACGAGCAAAAACUUUCUCUGUUUGUGCACAGGUGAAAAGGGAACCGGCAAAAUCACAGGGAAAAAGCUGUGCUACAAAGGCUCCACUUUUCACAGAGUUGUAAAGAACUUUAUGGUCCAGGGAGGCGACUUCACUGAAGGAAAUGGAAGAGGGGGAGAGUCCAUAUACGGUGGCUACUUUGAAGAUGAGAACUUCAUUCUCAAACACGACAGAGCCUUCCUGUUGUCGAUGGCCAAUCGUGGGAAGGACACCAACGGUUCCCAGUUUUUCAUCACAACCAAGACGGCGCCUCACCUCGAUGGCAUCCACGUCGUCUUUGGUCUCGUCAUCUCAGGCUUUGAAGUCAUAAAGAAGGUCGAAGGGCUGAAGACUGAUUCAGCCAGCAGACCCUACGCUGAUGUCAGAGUGAUGGACUGUGGGCAACUUAUCACCAAGUCCGCUAAUGAUGUACUUGAAGGCAAAAGGAAAAGAACCGCCCAUUCUGCUGACUCGUCCCUCAAUUCCCACGACUCUUCCUCGCCAAUUUCUUCGUCAGUGGGAUCUGAAAGUGAAUCAGAUGAAAAGUACAAUCAACGCAAGCACAAGAGACAUGCAAAGAGUAAACGAUCUAAAAAGAGAAGGAGGGAAUCAAAGAAGGAGAAGACCAUUGAUGUUCAGCCCGCCAAUCAAAGCUCUCACAGUCCUGUGGAAGGAGAGAUGCUGGAGGGAGACGGUAAAGUGGAGGGGGAGAAGGAGCAGAGUGGGAGGAGAGAGAAACCUGUAGUCCGACCGGAGGAAAUCCCACCGGUUCCAGAAAACCGCUUCCUGCUACGACGGGACAUGCCAUCUCAGGAAGAUAAAACAGAGAUAGUUGAGAAAGAAGAAACGUCUGUUUCAACUGACCCGAAACCAUCAGUCUCCAAGUCUGGACGGAAGAUCAAAGGCAGAGGAACAAUGAGAUAUCACACCCCCACAAGGUCGAAAUCACGCUCUGCAUCUGUGGAAGAACGUGGUAGCAGUGAAACUCCACCACAUUGGAAAGAAGAGAUGAAGAGAACCAAAGUUUAUCAACCUCCGAGCAUUGAGAGAUGGAGCAAAGGAGACAAAUGGGAGGACAGGAGUGACUCUGCAUGGUCCCGGUCUGCAGAGCACUCCUCAGACCGCAGCUCUGAGAGGUCCAGCGUGCGCCGCCAACAGAGGAAAGAGGAGAAGAAAGCCAAACACAAGAAGAAGGCCAAAAAACGGAAACGUGACAAGAAGAAGAGCUCCGAGAGCAAACCUCAAGAGCCUCUCGUGUCAGUGGGUCAAAGGUCGGUGUCUUCAGAGAGGAAAUCCAGGAGAUCCCGCUCUCCAACCCGCUCCUCUUCAAAUAAGCAUAACUCGUCAACUCGGAAGAGACAGCGGUCCUCGCCGUCUUUCAGAGACUCGCGGUCCUACUCUAGAUCCUACACAUCAAAUUCCAGAUCUAGAGGGAGGUCCAGGUCAUAUUCAAGAUCCAGAAGCCUUUCGAGGUCUAGAAGUCGGUCUUUGUCUCGAUCCAGAUCUCAAUCCUAUUCUCGAUUCCGGUCUAGAUCCAGGUCAAGAUCAAGAUCCAGGUCAAGAUCAAGAUCCAAGUACAGAUCUAGAUCUUUGACUCCAACCAGAAAGAAGAGUUUGUCCAGAACCCCAAGGAAGAGGAAAGCCAGCAAGCACAAAGCGGACUCCAUGAUGUCCGAGAAGCUUCCAGAGAUCAAAGUCACACCUGUCCCCAGACUCCCGAGUGUCCCGGCUCCUGAAAGUGCCCCGGUGAUCCCAAUGAGCGACAGUCCCCCACCCUCACGCUGGAAACCUGAUCAAAAGCCCUGGAAGUCCUCUUAUAUCCACAUUCAAGAAAUUAAAGCUAAAGUAACUCCCAGCUCCUCCACUGGACAAACCGUAGCUGGUGUUACAGAAAAAACUCAGACUUUCAUUCCGCCAGGUGACUCUGAAAGCCACAAAACUGCAGGGCGCUCACACAGCAGGUCCUCUAGAAGCAAGUCCUACAGCCGCUCAUACAGUCGCUCAAGGAGCAGAAGCUAUAGUAGGUCCAGGUCCAGAUCCCCUCGUAAUUAUAACAGCAGAUCGUCCUCAUACAGCAGAUCUGACUCAGAAAACUCCCAGAAAACAUGCAGCAACAAAAAGAGUUCUCUAGACAUGGAAUUGAAAGAGCAUCACAGCUCUCUGAUUAGGAUAAAGAAUGUAGAUAAGUACAUUUCACUCACCAGCAGUCAAGAUGUUCAGUCAGGAUCGGAGAAGAGGACAAGCUGUGAGCUUGGUCCUGAUAUUAGUGACUCGAGGAGAAGUGGCUCUAUGGAGAAAAUAAAAGAGAGCGGCAGCUCAAAGGAUCAAGAGACAAAGCACGACAGCUCCAUGCUGGCAGAGCGCUUAAACAGCAGGUCUGAGUGGGAUAGUGACAGUGAUAAAGUCAGCCAAAGCAACAGUGCUACCGGGUCAAAAAAGCAGAAACAAGCAGGUCAGUCCAAUGAAUUGCUUGACAAGAAGUUGUCCGCUCCUACUGGAUGGAAUUCAGAAAGUGAUUCUGAAAAUAUAACCGCCAGGACAUUGGCCAUAUCUGAAAAAGAGGAAGGGGAGGCUAGUUCAGAAUCGGAGGAUGAGACUUCCAGAAAGACGUCAGAGGCAGUGGUUACACUGGCGAACAGGAUAACUGCUGCUUCUGCUCAGCCAGAGGAAAGUCCUGAGAAGGCCCCAGAGCCAGAGAAGCACAAGAGCAAGAAGAAGGCCAAACGUAAGCACAAACACAAGAGAAGAAGUGAGAACAAGAGCGGCUCCCAUCACAGCAAGGACAAAGGAAAGAGAUCCAAGAGGAAACAUCAGAGGCUCAAAGAGACUUUUCACUGGCAGCCUCCUCUGGAGUUUGGAGAAGAGGAGGAAGAGGAUGAAUCAAAACGAGAGAAACCUAGUCCUGGUAGAGUUGUCAAAGAAAGGCCUGGUGUGGGCAGCAUAAAUGAGAAAUGUACCUCUUUAAACAAGAAUCCAAAUUCAGAAAAAGAGGGUGCGCAACAAAGAGCAAAAGAAUGUAUCAACAAAAACCCCAAACACACUGAACUUCAUCUUCAGUCAUCCAAGAGGAACGGUGCUAAUAUCCCCAGUGUCAAAGAGCAGGAGGCUUUAGAGGAUAUGGACAUUUGUACACCAGAGCACGAUGCUGAAAUUGUAGAACAUCCAGCCACACAGGACUUUUAUAAUAACGAGUUAACCUUAAAAUCUACCUCAAGGUCUUCAGAUGUGGCGAGUAGCGAUAGUGCUUUAACCCACAGCACAGAACAGCCUUCUGUUACCUCCACAACCACAGCUGGUGGACCGCAAGAUGAAGCAACCACUGGCAAACAUGCCGGCACUGGAAUGAAUUUCAAAUGGAGGCCUAUAAAAGGAAUGUCGGCUCUACAGAAAGUGAAUGUGCCGCCCGUCACCACAAGAAGCGUCCAACUUCAAGAGACUCCCAACACGCAGGGAGUGAGAAUGGAGAUAAAAAGCAAAAGCCGCGUCCGACCCGGAUCGCUGUUCGACGAGGUCCGUAAGACGGCGCGGCUCAACCAGAGGCCGAGGAACCAGGAGAGCUCCAGCGAGGAGAGAUCCCCGUCACGCACACGGUCAACGAAGAAAUCGGGCUCAGCUUCCAGUCACCGGUCCCGAUCCAGAGGCUGGUCCCGGUCCUACAGCAGGUCCAGGAGUCGAUCCCGCAGCUCCAGCUCCUCUUCCAGGAGCCGCAGUAGGAGUCGGAGGAGACGUGGAAGAGGACGGUCGCACUCUCGUAGCAGCACAUAUCGAAGUUACGGGAGUCACAGACGGACGUACAGUAGAAGUCAUUCAAGAAGUCGCUCAUAUAAUCGCCGUCGGAGAUCCAGGUCAGACUCCUACGACAGCUAUUCCAGUCGGAGUCGGAGUGCGAGCAGGAGACGAGGGCGAAGGCGAAGUGACAGCUACAGGAGCUCAGACCGCCGAUCCCGGUCGUCCCGUUCCUCCAGCCGCAGUUCUUCCAGGUGCAGAAGUCACAGUCGCAGCAGUCGGUACAGUUGAGCCUCAGGCAGGCCGAUGGUUUCCAGUCCGCCCAGAGGAAUCAAAACCACAAAGUCUGGACGCUCUGCACGCACACUGUCACUGUUAUCA